Macrobrachium nipponense is the source of this 1710-nucleotide messenger RNA. RefSeq names its product sporozoite surface protein 2-like. The transcript has 3 exons. Bases 1 to 1710 code for a protein of 569 amino acids. Lineage: Eukaryota; Metazoa; Arthropoda; Malacostraca; Decapoda; Palaemonidae. The record is from RefSeq and is a predicted model, not a curated record.
AUGGCUAAGAUCAAACCCUUGAGCUCAACCCAAUCAUCCUCAAUCAACCCUAUUUCUACCCUACUCAACCUCAAGAUCAAACCCUCACUCAACCCCAAUCAUUCUCAAGAUCAAACUCUCCCUCAACCACAAUCAUCCUCAAGAUCAAACCCUCCAUCUACCUUACUCAACCUCAAGAUCACACCCCCACUCAACCCCAAUCAUCCUCAAGAUCAAACCCUCCCUCAACCUCAAUCGAUCAAAGUCCCACUCAACCCCAAUCAUCCUCAAGAUCACACACUCCCUCAACCCUACAAAACCUCAAGAUCAAACCCUUCAUCUACCCUAAUCAACCUCAAGGUCAAACCCUUACUCAACCCCAAUCAUCCUCAAGAUCAAACCCUUUAUCUACCCUACUCAAUCUCAAGAUCAAACCCUCACUCAACCCCAAUCAUCCUCAAGAUCAAACCCCCAACUCAACCCAUACUCAACCUCAAGGAUACAAACCCUCCCUCAACCCCACUCAUCCAUCAAGUAUCAAUCCCUCCAUCUACCCUAACUCGCCUCAAGACCAAACCCCACCCCACUCAAACCCCAAUCAUCUUCAAAGAUCCAAAACCCUUCCCUCAAACUCUAACUCAAGCUUCUAGAUCAAACCCUCCCCCGUUAACCCCAAAUAAUCCUCAAGAUCAAACCCCUCCAUCUACCUCUACUCAACCUUCAAGAUUAAAACCCUCCCUCAACCCUACUCAACCUCAAAGAUCAAACCCCCAAAUCACCCCAAUCAUCCUCAAGAUCAAACCCAAUCCUCUUUCCCUACUCAACCCCUCAAGAUUAAACCCUCACUCAACCCCAAUCAUCUUCAAGAUCAAACCCUCCAUCUACCCUACUCACCUCAGAUCAAACCCUCACUCAACCCCAAUCAUCUUCAAGAUCAAAACCCUCCCCUCAAACCCUACUCAACAAAUCGAAAGCAAACCCUCACUCAACCCCAAUCAUCCUGAAGAUCAAACCCUCCAUCUAUCACUCAACCUCAAGAUCAAACCCCCAAUCAACCCCAAUCAUCCUCCAGAUCAAACCCUCCAUCUACCCUACUCAACCUCAAGAUCAAACCCCCACUCAACCCCAAUCAUCCCCAAGAUCAAGCCUUCCCUCAACCCUACUCAACCUCAAGAUCAAACCCUCACUCAACCCCAAUCAUCCUCAAGAUCAAACCCUCCAUCUACCCUACUCAACCUCAAGAUCAAACCCUCACUCAACCCCAAUCAUCCUCAAGAUCAAACCCUCCAUCUACCCUACUCAACCUCAAGAUCAAACCCCCCUUCAACCCCAAUCAUCCCCAAUCAUCCCCAAGAUCAAGCCUUCCCUCAACCCUACUCAACCUCAAGAUCAAACCCUCACUCAACCCCAAUCAUCCUCCCCAGAUCAAAACCCUCCAUCUACCCUACUCAACCUCAAGAUCAAACCCUCACUCAACCCCAAUCAUCCUCAAGAUCAAACCCUCCAUCUACCCUACUCAACCUCAAGAUCAAACCCCCACUCAACCCCAAUCAUCCUCAAGAUCAAACCCUCCAUCUACCCUACUCAACCUCAAGAUCAAACCCUCCCUCAACCCCAAUCAUAUUCAAAAUCAGACCCUCCAUCAACUCUAUUCAUCCUCAAGAUCAAAUCCUCCUCCCAGCCCCACUCAAAAUUAAGAUCAAACCCUCCCUCAACCCCACUCAGCUUUGA